Lutzomyia longipalpis is the source of this 1690-nucleotide messenger RNA. RefSeq lists its product as uncharacterized. The transcript has 4 exons. NCBI's taxonomy places the organism in Eukaryota, Metazoa, Arthropoda, Insecta, Diptera, Psychodidae. The coding region runs from base 625 to 1581 and encodes 318 amino acids. The record is from RefSeq and is a predicted model, not a curated record. Gene Ontology annotation, molecular function: signaling receptor binding.
AGGGGAAAAGCAGCAAAAUCAGAAGUUAGGAUGACAUUUCCAGCUAGGUUAGGGUAACAGCUGUAUCUUAAUGCCAAUUUUCUCAGUAAUUUCCCAUCAAUAAUUCCACAACUUUGUGCACAUAUCAAGGGCCACAGUAGGGAAGUGAGUUAGUGUGUUUUGGGAUAUUCUGUGUGAUAUUUUAACCAUCGUGAAUUUAGGAUUAGUAAUCUGUUUUAGUGAAUUAUUUUCACCACGUAUCAAAGAAAAGUGAUAUAAUUUUGUUUAGAGCUGCAGUUUUGGAAUAACAAGCAAGAUGGAGUCCGGGUCCCAGUGUGGGUUACAGAUUUGCUGAAUGAUCUACGUAAAAAGGGUUCUGGGGAGACUCAAAGUUCAGGAGGUUCAUCACAGACACACGAUUACCGAGAAGUUGCCACAGCGGAGGAGAAGAACGAAACAGACGAAGAAAUUUUUGCAUUUGACGAUGAAGAUUCAGCUGAAGGGGCACCAGUAGUUGGUGCGGAUGCCAAGGAAGGAGAAGACGCAAAAAGUGAGCCUCUAGGUGGGCCAUCGAGAUUCCAGAGAAUUAUUCACGCCGGCGGUGAGGUGCUCGGACGUGGGUUGACGCAAUCCAGGGAAGGGUCUAUGGAAAGUUUCACAUCACUGGGGAGACGGAAGAUAAGUGAGCUGUACCAGAAGUUGAGUGCCAAUCGGGCCAAGUACAUUGAAAUCCGCGAGAAGCGUAUGGAGGCUAAGAGGAUACUCCAGGAAGUGCAUGAUGGUGCCCGAGAAUGCGAUGAGAGUGACGAUGGGGAUACCCCAAAGGUGGGCAUAGAUGAGCCACCAUUGUUCCCCAUUGAGGAUGAUUUUGCGGAGAUCCCCGAAGCGCCCGGACGGGCUGAAUUGGGCACGUGGAAGCGUGUGGGAAUUGGCGAAAUUGGACGAAGCUCCAGUGCCAAUCCACGGAAGCCAAUGCGGAAGGGACUCUCGGAGAUUGGGCGUCGCUUCAGUGAGAUGGAUGAUGACCCUGAGGUGCCGGCAAUGUUGGUGGCUGAGUGCCAGAAUAGCUAUCCGGACACCAAAUCCUCCUCAUUUACGAGUAGUUUGACAAUUAAAAGCGAUCCCGGGAUGAAUAAUAAUCCCAAAUCCCUCCCAGCGAGUCCCACGCCGCGUUUUACGAGGAAAGAUGCCCGCGAAGAUAUUCCUCGGCAUCGUCCAUCGCUUCUGCAUGACAUAUCAACUCAGUCCGAUUCCAGUCGCUGCUCCAGCGUGGAGAGUUUACUGGAAGCCCGAAAGCCCGAUGCGGAGACAAUCCUAAUAAAUUUGGGCUUUGGCCCCGUUCAAUCGGAAGAUAUUCUCUCGCGGAUCCCCAAGAGGUUCCUCAAACCGUCCCAAGUUCGUGGCAUCGACACGGAGAGUUUCCUGAAGCAGCAGCAGCUCGCCAAUCAUUUACACGAGCACAGUGUCCUUGGCUAUCGUGGCCUAGUGGGUAAUCCCCACACUCCUCCUUCGCUGAUUGUGGCCAAAAUUAUGGAGAGAUUCCAGGCGAAUGAGCAGCAGAGGAUUCUGUCUGAUUUGAAUGGAAAUCACCAAAUGACUUAAAAAAAAUCAACUCAUUCGACGUCUUCAGCGUCCUUUAGCAGUGAGUCCACUACUUCUCUUUUAAUUUUUAUUAAUAAAUUUAUAACUUGAGCAGCACAACAAAAGAAAA